Colletotrichum truncatum is the source of this 939-nucleotide messenger RNA. RefSeq names its product quinone oxidoreductase. Gene Ontology annotation, molecular function: oxidoreductase activity. The record is from RefSeq and is a predicted model, not a curated record. Gene Ontology annotation, cellular component: mitochondrion. Lineage: Eukaryota; Fungi; Ascomycota; Sordariomycetes; Glomerellales; Glomerellaceae.
AUGCACGCAGCCAUCGUCAACUCGUGGGGCGCCGCUCCAACUUACACCACAGUCGAAGACCUCCCCGAGCCCUCUGCAACGCAAAUCCGUCUCCGCGUCCUCGCUUCUGGCAUCCACCGUCUUGUGCUAGCCCGGGCCUCCGGAAAGCACUACACCUCCACAACCCUGCCCCACUCUCCCGGCGUUGACGGCGUCGGCGAGGACCCCACUACCGGCCAACGCUAUUACUUCUCCGCCUUCCAGUCCGGCUCUUUCGCCGAGUUCGUCAACAUCGAUCGCAAAUCCGUCGUUGCCCUCCCGGAGAAUGCCGACCCCAUCACUGCCGCUGCCUUCAUGAACCCGAUCAUGAGCAGCUGGAUGGCCCUUUCGGCACGUGCUGCACCACAAUCUCCGGGCUUCUCUGUCGCGAUUCUGGGUGCCACAAGCGCAAGUGGACGCGUUGCUGUAGAUGUCGUCAGGUCCAAGGGCGCAGGCCGUAUUGUGGGAAUCGCUCGCAAUGCUGCCGCAUUGGCGGAAAUCAACCUCGAUGAACGCAUUGUACUGAGCUCUGAGACGGACUGGUCGGCCCUUGGCGAGGUUGACGUUGUGCUGGACUACGUCUACGGCGAUGCUGCGGUAGCACUACUUCAGGCCCUGCCAAAGUCUCAGAAAGAGGUGCAGUACGUUCAAAUUGGCUCCGUUUCUGGCGACGGAGACCUUGCUCUUUCUGCGGCUAUCCUGCGUGGAAAGCGAGUAGCCCUUCGCGGUUCAGGGCCUGGAAGCUGGACGAUGGAAGAAUAUGCUCAGGAACUUGGGGGAAUGGUUGAAGUAGCGGCCAAGCUGGAGCGGAAGGGUGUUGUCACAGCAGCUUUCAAGGACAUUGACACAGCGUGGAGCCUGGCCGGCUCGGGUGGGAAGAGGGUUGUAUUUGUGAGCGAUGACCUUGCUCAAGAGGCCUAA